Messenger RNA from Amoebophrya sp. A25, 156 nucleotides. The record is from the annotation of a GenBank genome assembly. NCBI's taxonomy places the organism in Eukaryota, Dinophyceae, Syndiniales, Amoebophryaceae.
GUCAGACGCAGAUGCACGAUUCAAUCCUCCAAACAGAUCAGCUUCAGGCGCAGCAGCGGAUGCAGAAAAAUCGGCGCCGGCGGCAAGAGUAUCAAAAGCGAGCGUCUAUAACAGGAGAAGUGCCGGUUUUUUCAAUGCCAACAGCACAAUCGCCGA